AUGCCCGAACCCACCCCCGAAAAACGCCCCUUUUCCAAAAUCCUAAUAGUAGGCGCCGGCCCCUCAGGCCUCCUCCUAGCCCUGCUCCUCUCCAAACACGGCAUCCCAACGCACAUCCUCGAAGCCGCCUCCCACCUCGACCCCCAACCGCGCGCAGCACACUACGGUGCACCGGCCAUCCCUGAGUUUUAUAGGGCUGGUAUUAUUGAGAAGAUGGCUGAGCGUGGCGGGUUGGUGUUGGGGGGGAUGUGUUGGCGGUAUCCGCAGGCAGAUGGGGAGGAGGAGGAGGGGAAGGCUGGGUAUGAGGAGCAUGGGAUUGUGGCGGGGUUUGAUGCGGGGCAGGUGAUGAGGGAGGUCGAGGUCGAGUUGGAUGGGGGGAAGAAGAAGAUGGAUUUGAGGACGCACUGUUUAGCCUUGCAAGAGUUGGAUCAGUUGAUGUUGGAGGAGGUUACGGAACGGUAUGGAGGGACAGUGGCGUGGGAGCAUCGGGUUGUUGGGGUGGGUCAGGAUGAUGAGGGGGCGUGGUGUGAGGUGGAGGUUGGGGAGAGUAAAGAGAAGAAAGUGGUGAGGGGGGAUUAUGUGGUGGGUUGUGAUGGGGCGAAUAGUGCGGUUAGGAGGGCUUUGUUUGGAGAGGAGUUUCCGGGGUUUACGUGGGAUGCGCAGAUUAUUGCUACGAAUACGUACUACCCCUUCGAAAAGUAUGGCUGGUGGGAUGCCAACUUCAUCAUCCACCCCGAGCACUUCUUUAUGGCCGCCAAACUCACCUCCACCGGCCUCUACCGCAUAACCUACGGCGAGACCCCCAAUCUCACCCAUUCCCAAUACCUCUCCCGCCAACCGCACAAAUUCCACACCAUCCUCCCCGGCCACCCCCUACCCUCCGACUACCAAACCAUCAACUUCUCCCCCUACCGUAUGCACCAACGCUGCGCGCCCAAAUUCCGCGUCGGCCGCGUCCUCCUCGCCGCCGACGCCGCCCACCUGUGCAAUCCCUGGGGCGGAUUAGGUAUCACGGGGGGGUUUGUCGAUGUCGGUGGAUUGUAUGAGUGCCUGUCAGGGAUCUGGGACGGGAAGGCGGAUGAGGGGAUCUUGGAGGUGUACUCGGAGAAGAGGAUUGAGAAGUGGAAGACGAUUAUUGAUCCGAUUUCGCAGGAGAAUUUCCGGAGGGUGUCGGAUCGGGAGCCGGGGACGAGGUUGGAGAGGGACGGGUUUUUGCAGUUGUUGAAAAGGGGGGAGACGGAUCAGGUGUUGUUGAAGGAGUUGUUGAUGGGGCCGAUGGAAGUGCGGUAUGACUUUACGCAGCAUUAUCAUGAUGCGGGGAAGAAGUGA
This is a messenger RNA of Dichotomopilus funicola, 1329 nucleotides long. RefSeq names its product para-nitrophenol 4-monooxygenase. The record is from RefSeq and is a predicted model, not a curated record. Gene Ontology annotation, molecular function: oxidoreductase activity; FAD binding. Gene Ontology annotation, biological process: ubiquinone biosynthetic process. The coding region runs from base 1 to 1329 and encodes 442 amino acids. Gene Ontology annotation, cellular component: mitochondrion. NCBI's taxonomy places the organism in Eukaryota, Fungi, Ascomycota, Sordariomycetes, Sordariales, Chaetomiaceae. The transcript is spliced from 3 exons.